AAGUCAAAAUGGAACUGGAGGAUCUAAUGGCCGAUAUAAAGAAAACUGCUAACAAAGUUCGAGCAAAAUUAAAGGUGAUAGAACAGAAUAUCGAGACGGAAGAGCAUACGAACAAAUCUUCCGCGGAUUUGAGGAUACGCAAAACUCAACACUCGACAUUGUCAAGGAAGUUUGUCGAGGUUAUGACCGAGUACAAUCGGACGCAAACCGAUUACAGAGAACGGUGUAAGGGUAGAAUACAACGACAGCUUGAGAUCACGGGGAGAACUACGACUAAUGAAGAGCUCGAGGAAAUGCUUGAACAGGGAAAUCCUGCAGUAUUCACGCAAGGGGUGGGUUCUGAUACUCAAGUAAAAAUAAUUAUGGAAACGCAACAAGCCAAACAGACCCUUGCUGAUAUUGAAGCACGUCAUGCUGACAUUAUAAAACUCGAAAAUUCAAUCAGGGAACUUCACGAUAUGUUUAUGGAUAUGGCAAUGUUAGUCGAGAGCCAGGGCGAGAUGAUAGAUCGCAUAGAAUAUCACGUGGAGCACGCGGUCGACUACGUGCAGACGGCCACGCAGGACACCAAAAAAGCACUCAAGUAUCAAAGCAAAGCCCGACGGGUGAGUCCCCCCCAAAAUAAUAUUAAAUUUUGUGUUCAUCCACAUCUAAUUGGUCACUUUUUUUCUUCCUCUCCUUUUUCCUCCUUUGUCCUCCUCAACCCAUCUCCAUUUGUCCUUCCCAAAAUCCCGCGCCCAUCGAUCAAUCAAUCACCCACUCAAUUCCAUCGCUUUCCAAAUAAAAACUAUCUAACACAAAUUUACACCCUCCUUCUCUCCUUUUCUCAUCAACCCUCAUUACCGCUCAUUUUAUUUUUUUUAUCUUUCAUCUAUAUUUUACUAUUGACACCUCAAAUAAUAUAUUAA
This is a messenger RNA of Cotesia congregata, 908 nucleotides long. Lineage: Eukaryota; Metazoa; Arthropoda; Insecta; Hymenoptera; Braconidae. The record is from the annotation of a GenBank genome assembly.